Molecule: messenger RNA, 2817 nt
Organism: Aspergillus campestris IBT 28561
Lineage: Eukaryota; Fungi; Ascomycota; Eurotiomycetes; Eurotiales; Aspergillaceae
Product: putative protein kinase
Exons: 2
Coding region: 451-2493 (680 amino acids)
Biological process (GO): intracellular signal transduction; protein phosphorylation
Cellular component (GO): cytoplasm
Molecular function (GO): ATP binding; protein serine/threonine kinase activity
Source: RefSeq, a predicted model, not a curated record
GGAAAUGAAGGCCAAGUCGGUCCUCCCUCCGCUCUCACCUAUUUCUCUCUCUCUUUCGCUCCCUUUCAUCUCAUCUCUUCUGAACUUCCGUUCUUAAUUCCUCUCCCUUCUCGUCUCGACUUCCCCCUUUUCUUUUUUGCUCUUUCUCGACCGUAUAUUCUACUCCAAUAUUCUACUCCACUAUAAGAAUCCCCUUUCACAAGCCUCGAGGCUUUCAAAGUCGCACCGCCACCGUUCACCAUCACAAGGGUUUCUUUGACGUCUCGGCCCGUAGUACCGUUGCAUGAUCUACACAGGUUCGAACCGAGGGGGCGUGGUUGUCUUCCCGAUCUUACCCGUUGACUCUAUAUAUCGCCGAUAGCCACCGCUCGCCGUUCGUCCUUUCUCCCCUUCCCUGCAGAAAAAAAAAACCCCCCCGAGAUCAGGGAGUAAGAGUGCCUUGCUCUUUCGAUGCUUCACCUGGCUUCUUCCCAACCGACCGACAGGUCUGGAUCCUCCUCCACCCAACCGUCAGAGUUACACAACGCCCCCGUGACGACUCCCAGCGAUAAUGGAAGUUGUUCAUUCCCUUCAUUGAGUCCGGGCGAUGGGAGUCUUUAUUCCCCGCCGCUGUCUAUUGGAUCAAACUCCGCCUAUAUAAUGCAUGAUGCGACCCACUCGGAGGCGCUUGCCUCCCAGCAGUCCCUCCCCUCGCUACAGAUCCGGACCGAUAUGCCAAACGGUCCCGCGAUAAGCCCCGCCAAGGAAUCCGACGACAUCGUGCACCGCAGCCUGUCAUCCGAUAGCCUACCCCGCCGGACCCCCAGCUUUCGCGGUCUGCUGAGCGGCCCCAAUCCCAGCGUCGGCUCGCUGUCGCCUGCGUCGGUCUUCUCAUCGCCCCAACUGAUGGCCAUGGGUGACAUCACACCCUUGCCGUCGCCGAUUGGCGGUUUCUCCUCGUGGAAACUGCCCCGUCGCAACUCCCAAUCGCUCUCGCGAACCCCAUCGACCGCGUCGCGCAACGGGUCAAGCCUCGGCCUCCGCCUCAGCGACUCAUCUCAAAUGCUCGGACCGUCGGAGUCGCGAUCGCGAAGCAAACAAUACGUGUGGGAUAAGACGGGCGGGGACAAGGUUGCCGAGUCUCCGAGCAAACCUCGAUCAGACAACGCUGGAAAGCAUGCCCGCAACCGUAGUCUGAGCGACUACGUCCCUCCCGGAAAAUGCGUGCACGUGAAGCCUCGUCAGGUGGCGGUGUCUAUAAAUGGUGGAUCGCAGGGCAUGCCUGCCUGCGCUCGCGUUCCAUCCAGUACAUACAACCUUCACCGCGAACAGUAUCUCGCCGUCUAUCGGGGCAUCACCCUUCCCGCCGUUCGCCCUCCAACUCCCCCGCGAAGCAGCGGAUUCGAGAAGGACAGCACCGAACCAGUCAUCACGCAUCCGCCCAUGAUGGAUGGCCCGGAUGAGGUCUAUACCGUAUCAUCGAUUCGAACCCAACAGCCGCGACAAUAUCGAAAGCUUCGCCAGCUGGGUCAAGGGACCUUCAGUCAAGUCUGCCUGGCCGUGCGCAUGGAGAAACGGGAGAACGCAUCGAAUACAAGCGGCAUGCCCUCGAGCCUGGAGGGGGUCAACGCUGCAACCCAGAAGCUGGUGGCCGUCAAAAUCAUCGAACACGGUCCCGCCGGAGGGGCGGACGAAGAACGGCUGGAGGUAUCUCUCAAGCGAGAGGUGGACAUCUUGAAGUCGAUCAAUCAUCCGUCGCUCGUACAACUGAAAGCAUUUGGGAGUGAUGCAAAGCGGGCGCUCCUGGUUCUGGACUACUGCCCCGGGGGCGAUCUCUUCGACGUGGCAUCUUCGGGGCCGCGGCCCAUGGCACCGGGUCUCAUCCGGCGCAUCUUCGCGGAGAUGGUGGAUGCCGUGCGCCAUCUACAUUCCCACCUUAUCGUCCACCGGGACAUCAAACUUGAGAACGUCCUCAUGAAUCUUCCAUACGCCGACGUGGAGAAUAUCGCUGAUUGGCGGACGUACGAUCGGGCCAUUGUCACACUGAGCGACCUCGGUCUCUCACGGCGCAUUCCGGAGGCACCCGAAAAUCAACUCCUCCAUACUCGUUGCGGCAGCGAGGACUAUGCGGCGCCGGAGAUUCUCAUGGGCCAGCCCUACGACGGCCGCCUGACCGAUGCCUGGGCUUUGGGUGUUCUACUGUACGCCAUGAUGGAGAACCGACUGCCGUUUGAUGCUCUACCUGGGUCACGUGGCGAUCCCGCGAAACUCCGUGCCCGGGUGCCUCACCGCAUCGCGCGCAUCGAAUGGUCCUGGUACCGGUACGCUGACAGCGAUGGCGAGUGGGACCCGGAGAAAGGCGCCGAACUUGAGGGCGCGCGAGAAUGUGUUGAGAUGCUGUUGAAGCGGAACACGAGACGCAAAGGCCUGGACGAGAUUGCAGCGACCGAAUAUGUCAAGGGCGCGAUCGACGUACCCGCGGGGCUCAAGAGGGGUGAUAAAGAAGUACCUUAAGAGCUGGACUCUUUUUCUUCUACUACUUUUACUAUUCAUUAAUUUUGUUCACUUGGGGUGUGGUUUGGGUGUUUUGCAUUAUGCUUACGAUUGAUGUUUGUUCUACUGACUUUUCUUUAUUCUUUUCUUCUUUUCUUCUUUGGCUAGACCAGAGUGAUGUUAUACCCUAGAACUUACCAUUCUCCGACUUUGUCUGCUGUUUGUCAGCUUUCUUUCUUUCUUUUUUUCUCUACUUUCUUUUUGGUGUUACUAUCCACUCGUGUAUCGCAUCAGCAUGUCGCAUUUGUAUGUACAAGAAGUCAAGCAUCUAGAUAAAGAUCGCUC